Messenger RNA from Salmo salar (Atlantic salmon), 2050 nucleotides. RefSeq names its product kelch-like protein 23. The record is from RefSeq and is a predicted model, not a curated record. NCBI's taxonomy places the organism in Eukaryota, Metazoa, Chordata, Actinopteri, Salmoniformes, Salmonidae. Gene Ontology annotation, molecular function: protein binding.
UGCUGCUAUUUGCUGCUGGUAAGAUUUUGUGCGGCGGAGAUGCUCUGUCACAUCAGCUGAGCGCCUGCUGCGUCAACCUAAAUAGAUAACGAAACCAAAUAGCGGAAUGUCCGUUUUUUUCUAAAGGACUGUCCGGGUUUAUUUGAUUGGUUGCUUUACAAGGGAAUUGCGUAUAAAUAAGGAUCUACAACAGAUGGCGUGUGAUGCCUUUUGACUCGCUCCAAACACAGAGAAUGCUUUAACAAUAGGAUAGUAAACCAUGUCGAGCAGGAACACAAUGUCAUCUAAGGGACAGGAGUCGCCGGAAUCCUUCUACACCUAUGAUUUCUGUGACCUAACCCAUCCCACGGAGGUUCUAGAAGCCCUCAGAGAAUACUACACAGAAGGCUUGUUCACUGACAUAGCUCUACAGUGCUCUACAGGGGAGGUCUUCCACUGCCAUAAAGUGGCUCUAUGCUCCCGUAGUUCCUACUUCAGAGCCAUGUUCACAGCAGAUAUGAGAGAGAGGUCCCACAGUGUCAUCAGACUACCUGGGGUAGAUGUGGAGGUGCUGACGACUCUGGUGGACUAUGUAUACACCUCCAAGGUCUCCAUUACCCAGUGGAAUGUAGAGUCUCUGCUGGAGGCUGCAGACCUGCUGCAGUUCGGAGCCGUGAAAACGGCCUGUGAGAACUUCCUGGUUCGUCUCCUCGACGUCGACAACUGUCUGGGCAUGCUCAGUUUCGCCCAGCUCCAUGUGUGUCUGUCCCUGGAGAAUGAGGCACGCAGAGUGCUGCUCUGCCGCUUCCACGAGGUGGUGAGAGAGGAGGAGUUCCAGGAGCUGGGGGUGGAGAGGGUGAGGAGCCUCCUGCAGGAGGAGAACCUGGCAGAGGUGUUGAAAGAGGAGGUGCUGGUGGAGGGGGUGGUGAGGUGGCUGGCCCACGAUACUCUUGCCCGCAGGGGACACUUCCAGGAGCUUCUUCACUCCGCCCACUUAGACCUGAAGGAAGAGUACCUCAGGACUGGCUUGGAGCUUCAUAGAGAGUGUCUGGAGACUGCCGCUGAAGACAUCCACUCUCUAUUUGUCCAAGCUCUGAAGACUGCUUUUAAUAUCAGUAAAAGCCCUUCGGGACACUGCAGAAGGAGCAGGAGACUGACCUCCAGGAUGUUUGUGAUAGGAGGGUACCACUGGCACCCUCUGUCUGAGGUCCAGACCUGGGACCCGGUCACGGACCAGUGGCAGCAGGGGGAGGAUAUGCCAGACCACACCAGGGAGAGUUAUGGAGUUACCCUCCUGGGCUCCAACAUCUACAUUAGCGGCGGCUACAGGACAGACACUACAGAGGCUCUAGAUACAGUGUGGGUUUACAGCAGUGAUAGUGAUAAGUGGACACAGGGGCAGCCCAUGCUGUCAGCGAGGUACUACCACUGUUCUGUGGCUCUGCAUGGGUGUGUCUACGUCAUAGGAGGGUACAGAGGAGGGGCGCCCAUGGGGGAAACGGAAUUCUAUGACCCCCUGAAAAUGAAGUGGAUUCCCGUAGUUAAUAUGGUACAAGGUGUGGGGAACGCUACGGCCUGUGUUCUGAGAGACACAAUAUAUGUGGCAGGCGGUCACUAUGGUUACAAGGGAAGCUGCACUUAUGAUAAGAUUCAGACCUACAGGGCAGACGUCAAUGAAUGGAGCAUAACAACGACCUGUCCUCAUCCAGAGUACGGCCUGUGCCUGGUGUCACUGCACCCCAAGCUGUACCUGGUGGGUGGUCAGACCACCAUCACAGACUGUUACGAACCGGACAGAGAUGAGUGGAGCCAGCUGGCCAGGACCAAGGAGAGGAGGAUGGAGUGUGGCGCCGUGGCCAUGAACGGGUCCCUGUACGUCACCGGGGGAUACUCCUACUCCAAGGGCAUCUACCUGCAGAGUGUGGAGAGGUACGACCCCGAACAGGACACCUGGGAGAUCGUGGGGAAUUUACCAGGAGCAGCACGGUCACAUGGAUGUGUCUGUGUUUACGGUGUUUAGAGAGAGAGAGAGAGAGAGAGAGAGAGAGAGAGAGAGAGAGAGAGAGAGAGA